CCGUUUUCGGCGGUGGCGGCGGCAUGAUCGCGGUUUUCGCCGCGCGGGCGCGCGUAUGAGAGCGAUUUUGCGUUCCCAUCAUCUAUUCUGCGGCCACCGCUCUCCAGAUCGAACGUGUCCACCGCCACUGCCGUGUCGCUGUGUCUCUGCGGUUUUCCUCGUCGCCACAACUACACCACAUCUCCACAUUUCGUAUUUACCGAUACAUUUUUUUCCGACCAUUUUUCUUCAAUAAUAAUUUAUUUUAUUUUAUCGUUUCGUUUCGGUUGUCACCGCCAUUGUUUGUAUUCUGUUUGUCCACGCCGCCGGAAGCGAUAACCUACGGAUCCCCGCGAACGUGGCCGGAUCGAAGCGCGCGCGAUUAACGAAAGCGCGGCCGGAGACGUAACCGGCCGCCGUCGCCACCGCCGCCACCGCACAGACUACGCUCUCGUCCGACAACGACGACGACGCGGCCGCCGUUCUAUUUUUUUUUAUUUUCGCGCGCGCGAGCUUCACAGCCACCGUCGCGACGGUAGUCGUUCCCCGCGCUGGGCGCACCGCGUUCGGCGUUUUAAAAACACCGUUAGGGUUCCCGCGCUAUUUUCUGUCACGAAAACAAUUGCGUCCGACCCGAUCUACCAAUUACCGAAAUUUGUCUCCGUCUACUCCGUGAUCCAUCACGAAAAUUUGAAAGUAAUAUAAUUUUUUUUCUUAAUAAUCCUCCCGGUCCGUUCAGCCCCUCCCGCCGCGCCGCACUUGCAAAAAAAAAAAAAACCACUGCCCGAAAGCCGCACAAAAGUUUUUCCGCGCUAUGAGACGGCAUACGCGGCCCAAUCUUGGUGCACUGACAGGAGGUAGUAGUGACAAGUAAAAUAAUAAAAAUAAAUAGAUAGAACAGUAGGUAUAUCGAACUGCAGAGUUUCGAAGACACACGCGAGCGGUGGCACGUUGACUGGUUGAAAAGGAUUCGCAAACGGCGCCAAAACGGAGCAUAUACGAAACAUAAUGGGAUGCGUUCAGUCGCUUUUCAAUGCAUCAAAAUCCAGGAGCUCAUCUCCAGAAAGAGGUUUCGAACCUCCGAAUUUUGAGACGGUACCAGUCACACGGCAACCGAAAAAAUCAUACAACACGUCUGCCACUGGUAUUUCAGAUGACCGCGUGUACAGCGACGUGGAAUAUGACGAAGAUAGCGAUGAGGACAUGGCCAUGAAGUGCGACGAUUUUGAAAAAUAUGCAUUAGAUAUUGAAGACGACCUUCGUUCUGUGCAUUACGUGGAGGCUACAGCCUUGACCACUUUAGCCGCAACUUCAAGUUCAGUGGCCAUAAUUGGAACGACGGCUAAAUGCAAGUCAGCGGGUGCGUCGCCGGCUACGGCCAAAAGCAACCCAGCGGACACGUCGCCGCCUAUCCGACGGCAACAGUCGUCUUCUCCUUCGUCGUCAGCGUCGCCUUUGCCACCAGGACCGCGACCGCCACUUAUCGGGUCAGUAUCCCAGCCUCUGCUUGACGACGGGAAGCAGACGUCGGUUAGGAAACUGGAUUCCGAAAUCAAAACGAUAGCUGUCGUUAGCUCAGCUCCUGAAAAGGAAACAGAAGAAAUGUGGUUGUCUGAAGAACAAUGGACUGAGCAUCUAGCAACGAAGUCCGGUCACAGGGUUAUACGGUCAUUGGCCGAGGACGCCGGACCACCACCACCGUCUCCGUCGCCGUUUUCUGCGUCAGCACAUCAGUGGCCGCUUCAGUGGCCGGUGGCGGGAUGCUCAAAGCAAACCAAUCUUGAUCGCAUACCUGUAGGUGUGAUUGAGGUUCUAGACUGCGAACCCGUCGACCAGCGGCGGCCACCACCGACAAAAGCGCAACGGUUCCCGAAGGCGCAGAGGGCUAGUCGCGGUGAUCAGAACAUCCCAUUGCCAGUCAUACAUGCGAUGGGAUUGAAGAGUGAUUCUUUGAAUCACGAAGACAUGUUUAAGACCAUGAGGGUGCAGCCCUCUUCGUCAGACAAACACGGAUUUCGUUCCAGAACGGGCACCGGGAGUUCGACGUUCGACUCGUCCUCCCGGAAGCCAUUCCUUCGACAGUCGAACGAAACGAAACCCCGAUAUACCGAAGAUGAAUUUUCUGCCGCCACCGGAUGGAUGAUAAACAUGCCAGUGUUUGCCAAAUGUCCACCAGCUAAAUCCAAAAGCCUCCCAUCUAGGGAAGUACCAUCCAAAAAUAGAGAUUCCGAAGUAGAAAUGACCGAGAAACAACAUUGUGUUCAUAGAGGAUCAUCAUUGCCGUACGAUAACAAUGGGGCAGAAACUUCAACAGAAAUAAUAAAACGUAAUAUUGAUGACAAAGUAAAAAUACCUACAACUCAUGGAUGUGACACAAUCAUACCACAUGCUAUUGACAAACCGGAUUCGUUAAAAAAUUCAAACAACCAUUCAGAAAACCAUAAGCUGGACGUAGAAGCUGCUACAGAGAAAAUUAACCCAAUCGAUGUACCCAAUGAGGUUCAACCAGUCCACAAAGCCGAAAAAGAGCUUGUAAACACACAGGCAGUUGAUAAAAAAAAUGUAAACGACGUUGAAGAAGCACCUGUUAAGAAACAGGAACUUGAAGAUUCUAAGACCGAUAAUUCCAGCGAUUUAAAAAAACAGGAACCGGAAUCGGAAACUGAAUUCCGUUUGACCAUGAUACACAGCGUGCGGGAGGCUGUGAACCGUAUAUGUGAACAAGCCGUGGAGAAGACCGCGGCCAUAGUCAGAGGACUGAAUAAGCGUAACAGCACUUCGACCUUGACUAGUUCUCUCCAAGAUCGAGAUCAGUCUGAACAUACCGAUAACGUAAGCAGUGAAUUUUCCUUACCACCUCUACCACAACAGUAUCCAUUGGACCUAACCAUGUUACAGCUUCCAACGGAGACAUCAUGGCCACCACCACCGAAAAUAUAUGAAUCAGAUGAACAUACUCUGGCACCGGAAUAUUCGUUCGACCUGCCGGAUCCUCCGACAGAUAUCUAUCAAGUCGAUACAGAAACAGAGAAAUUAGACAUUACCGACGAGGAGAUGAAAGCCACUGGAUUACCAUCAGAUGACGAUACAGAAACUGGUGACGGUGUGGUAGAAAACGAUCAUCCCGAUAACGAAAUCGACGCCGUCAUGAAAUCGACGGCCAAUGGUGGAUCGUCCGACGGAUCAGUGGAGGCGGCGAUAAUUGUAGCGCAGGAUAACGGGGCCGAUGACCGGGCAGCUACCACCAUACAGGCCGUGUACCGCGGUUUCCGGGCCCGGAAGUACGUGGAGGCCGUGAACGCGGCCGCGGUAAAGAUCCAAGCGGGCUUCCGGGGCUACCGGGUCAGGCAGUCCCUGAAGAACGCGGCCCCGUCCACGGCCACAACGACCACGGACGAGAGCCAAUGUUGGUCGGAUGACGACCAGAAGUCGGUCGUGUCCGUCACUUAUGCGCCACUCAAAGAGUACGGAUGCGAGCCACGUGGUGCUGGCGAUGGACGAGGUGAUAAUGGCAGUGAUGACGGUGGUGACGGGCCAAGUCCAGUUGUUGGUAUUGGUGACAGUGUUUCCGGUGUCCCCGGCAACGUUGGUGACGGUGGAGGGGAUCGCGGUGGUGAUCACGGUGGUGAUGGUGAUGGCCGAAGUGGUGUCGGUAAUAUUGGGGGCGCUCAUGUUGAUGCGGGUCCUGGAGUCAUUGGUGUUGGUGUUUACGAGGACGACGACGAUGACGACGAUGAGCUGCAGACCGGCGACGACGAAGUUUUCGAGCGCGAUGACAAGGACAUCAGUGGCGGCGACAACGUUGGAAAUCUGGUGACGAAGCCGACUACUACUUUGUCGGAACCUGCUACUCCGACCGAAGUGUCCACGCCAGACAAUGCAGCAGAAGCAGACGAGCUGGUGCAAGCGGCUAUUAAAAUACAGGCAAGGGUCCGCGGUUUUGCGGCCAGAAAACGCUUUAACGAAGAAAAGAACGACGGCUCCGACAAAAAAUAAACAUGUCCAAAAAAAUAAUAUUAAUAUAAUAAAAAAUAUUUCAUUAUAAUAUACAACACACUCCUCGAUUUAAAAAAAAUCGAAAAUUUUUGUCUCUCCCUCUCUCCAAUUGUAUCCCUAAACCUUUAUAUAUCGAUCUGUCCACCUACCUAUAUACUCUAUCUGUCCAACAUGCUCUCAGUCUUAAUUUAAUGCCAGUCUUAUAACAAUAAAAAUAAUAAUAUUAAAACAAUUUUCGUACACACGGACGACAGACACCAAGAAUUAUUACGCGUACGAAUUAUUACAGUAUAUACUCUGUAUACGGUCGUUUUACGAUUACUCACUCAAAAUAAUAAGUACGAUAAAAACAUUAAAAUCAUUUUUUAAAAAAAGUGUGUAUUGACACAUAUUUCUCACGUCGCACCGAAUUUAUUUCAAACAUUAUACCGGAAGCUUACAGAUAUUAAUUUAUAGAAUAUAUUUUCUAGUUAAUACAAUAAUUAAUAGAUCCUCGAACUUUUACAACACCAACUACGAUAUGUCUGUCGCCCGAGAUUUAAUUUUAAGAACAUUUUCGUGUUUUAUUGUACUAUAUUCAUUAAGUUUAUAAUAUUUACUCGUUGCCCAAACAAUAAAUUAAUGAAUCAAGUAGUGUUUAAAGUGAACCUUAAUUUGGUGUCUCAUACAUUUGCUUUGUCAAUGAUCCAAUUACAAAUUAAGGUUAAUACAGAUAUUGGACAAUUCAGUGAAAAAAUAAUAAUUGUUAUGUAUACCCAUUAUCCUUAUUUAUGUUUAAUUAGAUAAAACAAUUGUGUGGUUUAAAAAUUAUAGAAAAGUAAAUAUAAAAAUUAUAUUAGGUUUCUAUCAAGUUAAUGCUUUAUUAAAUGUUUGUAGAAUAGUUAUUCUAGCUACUUUAUUUAUUGUUUAGUUUAAGUUUAUAUUCAUAUUUAAACAUAUUUAGUACCUACCUAUCUGAUUAAUAUCAUACUACAAAGUAUUCACCUUAGUUUAUUGUUUUUUUAACUUUAUUUAUGUGUUGGAAAAAUAUAUUCCAUAGAAGUUAUUAUAUAUUAUUAGAUAAUUAUAUUCAUUGUAGAUAUAGAUAAUAACGAUAUGGAUAGGACACAGUUGAGGAAAAUAACGUAUACUUAUAUCGAGUAUCAACUAUCAAUAUAAAAGGGUUUCAUUUGCCUUCCCCUCCGAGACAGUGGAUUCAAAUAUAUUUAACAUAGACGGGGCAUAUCCAUAUCUUUAUUAUCUAUGAUUGUAGAGAUAUUAUACAUAAAUAUGAUGUAUUUUGGAUGUUAUUUCUAAACAAAUAUUAGUUAGUUAGCUUAUUAUAUAAACAUUAUAGGUAGGUAAAUUUGAACUUUUUUGAUUUUAAUCCAACCGAGGAGACAUAGCUCUAUAACUACACUUACAGCAACCUAAUUAAUUAUCAUUUGCUAAAUAAUUUUCAGUUUCAUAGGUAUUUAAAAUUUGUUAAUCUAUAAAAAUAAGUCGACUAAAUAUACAAUGUAAAAACUAUUC
Acyrthosiphon pisum (pea aphid) is the source of this 5487-nucleotide messenger RNA. RefSeq lists its product as uncharacterized. The transcript has 5 exons. The record is from RefSeq and is a predicted model, not a curated record. Gene Ontology annotation, molecular function: calmodulin binding. Lineage: Eukaryota; Metazoa; Arthropoda; Insecta; Hemiptera; Aphididae. The coding region runs from base 988 to 3975 and encodes 995 amino acids.